AUGCAGAUUUUCGUCAAGACCCUCACGGGCAAGACGAUUACGCUGGACGUCGAAGCGUCAGACACGAUAGACAACGUCAAGGCCAAGAUCCAGGACAAGGAGGGCAUCCCUCCCGACCAGCAGCGCCUCAUCUUCGCUGGCAAGCAGUUGGAGGAUGGCCGCACGCUUUCCGAUUACAACAUCCAGAAGGAGUCCACUCUCCACCUGGUGCUGCGCCUCCGCGGCGGAGUCAUCGAGCCGUCCCUGGCGGUGCUUGCGCGCAAGUUCAACUGUGAGAAGAUGAUUUGCCGCAAAUGCUAUGCACGCCUCCACGCCCGGGCUGUGAACUGCCGCAAGAAGAAGUGCGGGCACAGCAACCAGCUCCGUAAGCCGGCCCUGAUGGACAGGAAUUCGAGCGGUCCUAGCCGAGCAGGCCCUUCACAGCAGAGGCCUUGCUGGACUCCUGGCCGUGGGACGUGGGACCCAGAAGAGCACGUCGCUGAACUGGAAAAAUCGGUGCUCGCUCUUUGA
This is a messenger RNA of Symbiodinium necroappetens, 510 nucleotides long. NCBI's taxonomy places the organism in Eukaryota, Dinophyceae, Suessiales, Symbiodiniaceae. The record is from the annotation of a GenBank genome assembly.